AUUAAAGAAAAUCCAGCCGUGCGAUAUUUUGAGGCAAACCUGUCACUAUGCAAGGACGAUUUCAACGCAGUGACAAUAGAUUUGGAUCUCCAAAUUCUACCCUACGACCGCGGCAUAUGGGACACGAUUUUCAUGGCGCUCCAAUGCAUGGUUUUGGAAAUCGGACUACGCAAAGAGAGCAUCAAAGAUUUCCACAAGAUCACACCCGGAUUUUUAAUCCACCUGAUUCCCCUUUUAUGAACAGGGUUCCUGGUAGUCAUCCACAGCACAUACAACAUAACCCCCAGUUUAACCCGAAUACUCAUGUGAAUCCACAUGUCCCUCCGCCGCCUAUAACUGACAAUCUACAAUCACAAAAAGAAUUUCCCUUUCAGCAUCCAGGCCCACACACUCAGCAACAUGAUCCUGGAAGUCAAACGCGGAACAUCUCAUUGCAAAACCCAGGGAUGUCACAAGUUUACCCAAGAAAUGAAGCUCGCGAUUUCCCUAAAAUGCAAGAAAGUCAUAUUGGUAAUUCAAAAUGGAUGCAGUCUGAUAAAAAAUUUCACUUUCAAGAACAGCAAUCAAAUGCGAAUGUCUCUUUUCCUCCAUCAGGUUAUUCUGUGAGCACAUUGGGAGACUGUAGACAGUUUCCUCCUCCUAGUUAUAUAGGUGAUGGUAUUAAAAAUCAAAUGGUGUUUGAUUCUCCAAAAUCUGAACACCACAUGCAAUUUACACAGGAAAUAAGAGAACAACCCAAACUAGAGAGAACAAAGGAAACUAGCCAACAAUGGGUCAAUAGAUGGCUUGGGCAGAUAGGAAAGUCAUCUUCAGGUCAGCUAACUCAGCUAUCUUCAGAACCUGCAUCUGGUAAAACUUUGAAAAUUUGUGAAGCCCAAGAACGAGUAAAACAAAUGUUUUUCUUGUUAGCAAAGUUGAAACAGGAGACUGCAUAUUUGGAGUCGCUAACAUAUGACAGUGAUGAAUGGAAAGCUCAUACAGAAAUAACUACACAACUACAGAUUGAACUGAGACAGCAUAAAGAUGUGAUGACAGACGAAGCGAUGCUAAGUGACUUACAACAAAGAAUUGCAAAAAGGAGAAAGAAAAGGCUGAGACAGAAAGAGGUAAGGAGAGAAAGGUAUGAUGACAGACAAACACAGAUGGCUGAAAGGGAUAAGUUACAUAAGAUGGUUGAUGACUGGCAGGCCAGAAUUCAAAAGGAAGAACUCAACAAAAGUCAGGAGAAAGAGCUAAAAGCUACUGCAGACUCCAUACUUAGUGAAGUGAGGAAGAAAAUAACAGAUGCUGUGAAGACUAUUGAUCUCCUAAAGGGUUUACAAAAAUUACGAAAACUCCGCAAGGAUAGGUUGUCUCGACAAGGUAUCACUGUACCCAUUGGUAAUGACAUCAUAUUUGAGGAGCAGGUGACACAGCAACUCAAAAUGAUGCAAUCCCAGAAGGAAGUUUACCUUGCUGAGGAGAAAACUCUCAAGGUUAUGUUGGAGGUGGAGCAAGAGGAGACAAAGGAAAAGGAGAGGGAGCGCAUACUGAAGAUACAGAAACAAAAAGCAGAGAGAGAUGAACGACAAAGUAAUAUAAAGAUGUUUGGAUCAAGUGAAAGCAUGGAAGAAGAUGACCCACUGUUUCCCUAUUUCCAGUACUAUGAUCAAGCAAACCAGAAGUUGGAAGCUCUCCUCCAGAUAAGGAGAGAUUGGGACAUGUUUUUGGUACCAGAUGGAACACCAGGUGGCAGUAGAAUACCAGAUGGAUUUGUCCUACCCUCUGAUCCAUCCAGUGAAGCUUGGGCUACUGCUUUGAAAGAUGAAUAA
Messenger RNA from Ylistrum balloti, 1811 nucleotides. RefSeq names its product programmed cell death protein 7-like. The transcript has 9 exons. Lineage: Eukaryota; Metazoa; Mollusca; Bivalvia; Pectinida; Pectinidae. Bases 48 to 1811 code for a protein of 587 amino acids. The record is from RefSeq and is a predicted model, not a curated record.